This is a messenger RNA of Hyaloscypha bicolor E, 1695 nucleotides long. RefSeq names its product NCS1 nucleoside transporter family. The transcript is spliced from 4 exons. The record is from RefSeq and is a predicted model, not a curated record. Gene Ontology annotation, cellular component: plasma membrane. The coding region runs from base 1 to 1695 and encodes 564 amino acids. Gene Ontology annotation, biological process: transmembrane transport; nucleobase transport. Gene Ontology annotation, molecular function: nucleobase transmembrane transporter activity. Lineage: Eukaryota; Fungi; Ascomycota; Leotiomycetes; Helotiales; Hyaloscyphaceae.
AUGCGGUACGUUCCCAACAAGAAGCAGGUCCGCGAGCGCCUGACCAGCGUGAAAGCAUGGGAGCUGCCCAAGCAGAAAUCGGCACUGGCGCCGCCACACGUGUGGACAAACGAAGAUAUGGAUCCGGUGAAGAUUGAGAAUCAAACGUGGACGUUGUGGACGUGGAUGGCGUAUUGGGCCACGGAUACUAUUAAUUUGGGGACGUGGGAGACGGCAAGCUCGAUUUUAGCGGUGGGGCUGAGCUGGAGGGAGGCGAUUCCCAUCAUUGUAGUUGGCACGUCCAGUGUUGCUAUUCCUAUGGUGCUGAAUGGCGCCAUUGGCGCGAAGCUUCACAUCCCUUUCUCGGUCGCCAUUCGAGCGUCAUUUGGAUAUUACUUCGCGUACUUCGCGAUUGUCUCUCGGUCGAUUCUUGCUAUGUUUUGGUUGGGUAUCCAGGGUGCCAAUGGUGCACAAUGUAUCACGAUCAUGCUUACAGCAAUCUGGCCGUCGUAUGGGAGAAUCCCCAACCACAUCCCCACAAAUCAAGGUAUCACCACACAAGGAAUGAUCAGUUACUUCUUGUUCUGGAUCAUUCAAUUACCCCUCCUUUUGAUCCCACCUACCAGACUUAGGUAUCUAUUUGCGACCAAGUUGAUCGCCGCACCCAUCACCGCCCUGGCGACAAUGGGGUGGUGUGUUCACAAGGCUGGUGGUUCAGGGAAAAUCUUUUCGCUCCAGCCCACGGUCUCCGGAAGCACCAAAGCCUAUCUCUGGCUCUCCUGCAUGUCCUCAGUGACUGGCUCAUGGUCAACACUGGCAUGCAACAUCCCCGAUUUUUCUCGAUAUGCUAAGACCAGCCGAGGACAAUACAUCCAACUCCCCAUCCUGCCCGCAGUCUUCACCGCCUGCGCAGUUAUCGGUAUCGUGACCACCUCAGCCACCGGAGUAAUCUACAACGAGCUCCUCUGGAACCCCCUUGACAUCAUCAGCAAAUGGCUCGAGAUGGGCCAUGGCGGGCGAGCUGCAGCCUUCUUCGCCGCAACCUCGUGGUACAUCGCACAAGUCGGCACAAACAUCACUGCAAACAGUAUCUCCGCCGCCAACGACCUGACUGUCCUCUUCCCACGCUUCGUGAACAUCAAGCGAGGGUGCGUGAUCGCCGCUAUCGUCGGAGGCUGGGUCAUCGUCCCCUGGAAGAUUCUCAGCUCCGCACAGACAUUCCUCGCGUUCAUGGGCGGCUAUGCUGUCUUCCUUGCACCGAUCGCGGGCAUCCUAGCUGCUGAUUACUGGCUCGUCAAGAAGCAGCAUAUCGAUGUCCCAGGUCUGUAUGAUCCCGACGGACGGUAUCACUACUGGAACGGGGUCAACUGGCGCGCACUCCUCGCUCUCAUCGUUGCCGUCUCCCCGAACUUGCCCGGUCUCGGGUACAGCAUUGCUCAGCCUGCUGAUACCACUCAACCAAACCCGGUGCAUAUUUCAAAUGGCGCAAAAAAUUUGUAUACAUUCGAUUGGCUGUUUGGGUUCGUGACGAGUAUCUUUGUGUAUACGGUGUUGAGCUACUUAGUGCCGCAUAAGGAGAGUCUGGUGCAACAUACGGUGUAUGGGAAUGAGAUUUUGGAUGAAGGCCUCCCGAGUGAUGUUGAGAGUACGGGUGUUAUGACCGGGGAGAAGGGGUAUGGGGAAGCGGAUGAGAAGAAGGUCAUGGCUGAGUUGUAG